GUGGAUUGGCUGUUCUUUGUUUGGGGUCGUAUACCAUAUUUGAUUGGCUAUCCAUGCUGUCACUGAAGUGCGCUAUUCAUAGUUGGAUGACGCGCCCACUAGUUAGGAUUCGCUGUGUGUGAAACAAGUGUUGAUGCAGGUGUGAAUGUGUUUACUUCGUUCUGCUUUUAUUACUGUGUAAGAUGCACUUCGAAAACGCCAUAUACAUUCUGAAAGACUAUGACAUGCACAGUAUUUUUUUCGGUCAUGGGAAACUAUAUAUCGCCGUGAUGAUUUGUUAUGGGUAGAGAGCCCCAACAACGUGCGGUUUAUCUUCGAUGUCUCACGGCAUUGUUCCGUCUUGACCAGGCAUGCAAGGUCCCCUGAGAAGAAUAUUGAGUUACUGUGUACGCUUGGGCGGUGACCACUAAUUUUAGAAUUUAAGAACUGGGAGGAAACGUGUGAAGUUAAUUAAAAUGGAUAUUACCGUGUCAGAGUUGUUGGAAAACUUCAUGGACACCUCGCUCGUGGUGUGGGUGAAGACCUUUGGACCACUGGGCUCUGGCUCAGAGGACAAGCUCUCUAUGUUUAUGGAUCUGGUGGAUGGGGUCUUCCUGCACAAAAUCAUGACACACAUAGACCCCAGCCCCACCAACCAGAGAGUGAAUAAGAAUGUGAACAAUGAUGUGAACCUACGAAUCCAGAACCUCAACAUUGUAAUCAGGCACGUCAAGAACUACUACCAGGACAGUCUCCAGCAGCUCAUCCUGAUGACCCUGCCUAAUGUGCUGACCAUGGCUAAGGACCCCCUCUCAGGCAAGAGCAUGGAAGAGGUGAAGAGACUGCUGCUGUUGAUCCUAGGCUGUGCUGUGCAGUGUGAGAGGAAAGAAGAGAUAAUUGAGAAGAUCAAACUGCUCGACAUUGAGAGGCAGGCAGCCAUCGUCUCCCACAUUCAAGAGGUGACCCAAAACCAGGAGAAUGUGUUGGACUUGCAGUGGCUGGAGCUGCCAGAUAUGCCCACUGAGGAGCUGGACCCCCUGUCCAGAAACAUGGCCCUGCACCUCCGCAAACUCAUAGAUGAAAGAGAUGAAUGUGCAGAGGCGAUCGUGGAGCUGACCCAGGAGAGGGACUACCUCCAGUCCCAGCAGCCCUCUAACCACCUGGGUUACCCCAACCCUGAGAGGACCGACCUGGGCCUGGGCGGACCUAUCUGCCGGCUGUCCAAAGAGGACCGGCAGCAUCUGGCUGUGGAGCUGGCUGACACUAAAGCCAAACUGAGACGCUCGCGACAGGAACUGGAGGAGAAGACUGAGCAGCUGAUGGAUAACAAACAUGAGGUGGAGAGGCUGGAUCUAGAGAUGCAGAAAAUCAAGCAGGAGAACAUGCAGUUACUUGCAGAGGCGAGGUCGGUGCGUGCGUACAGGGAUGAAGUGGACGCUCUGAGGGAGAAGGCAGCCAAGGUGGACAGACUGGACACAGAGUUGAGCCGCUGCAAGGAGAGGCUACACGACGUCCACUUCUACAAGACACGAGUCGAGGAGCUGAGAGAAGAUAACGCCACUCUGAUGGAAACCAAAACCCUGCUGGAGGAGCAGCUGGCAGCCUCCAGGAGGCGUUGUGACAAACUACAUGAGCUGGAGAAGGAGAACCUGCAGCUACGCUCCAAACUACACGACGUGGAGAUGGACCGAGACAUAGAUAAGAAGCACCUGGAGGGGUUGAUAGAGGAGAACAUGCUGCUGGAGAUCUCUCAGAAACAGAGCAUGAACGAGUCUGCCCACCUGGGCUGGGAACUGGAGCAGCUGGCCAAAAACAACGACGACAACGACAUGCACAAGUCGUUUGUGUUUGAGCUGAACGAGUCUGCGUCGAGCCGUCUGCUGAAGCUGGAGAAGGUGAACCAGGGUCUGCAGAGCACCAUCCAGGAGCUCAGAGAGGCUUCACUAAGUCUGGAGAAGGACCAGCUAAACACCAUGGAGUUGGAGAGAGAGAACCAGGGCCUCAGCAAAAAGCUGGAGCUUAUGCAGACCCUGCUGGACCAGGAGAAGCAGACCACCCAGGACAUGGAGUGUCUGGAAGAAGACCUGCUCAAAGACGAGCAGAAACUGGAGAAGACUCUGGAGAGACUACAGGCAGACAAGAACAGACAGGCGCAAAGUAUCUCAGAGCUGGAGCAGGAGAAGGAGCACCUGAGUCAGGCGGUGAGUUCCCUGCGUCAGCACGCCCAGGUUGACAGCGAGGCCCGAUUCAGGGAGGUGGAGACAGAGAACCGCGUCCUCCACCAGACCAUCACCAACACCGGAACCAAGCUGGCCCGGCUAGAAGCCCAGAGCAAGCAGGCCACCAAGGAGCUGGAGACACUGAGGGAGAGGGGGGAGGAGCUGGAGAGGGAGACAACACAUCUGGAGAGGAGCAAGGAGCAGCUGCAGAGGGAGGUGGCCUCCCUGAAGAUCACAUGUGACCGGGCUGAGGCCCUGGAGAGAGACAACACCAGCCUGGAGCAGGACAACCGGAGGCUGAAGAAGCAGGUGGAUACAACCCAGAACGUGAGCCUGCGCCUGGCCACGCUGGAGAAUGACCACUGCCUCUUGGACGAGGAGAACCUGGAGCUCCGCCGCACCGUGGAGUCCCUCCGGCCAGCUGCCGUUCGCCUGGCCCAGCUCCAGCAGGAGAACAGGGAGCUGGAGAGGGAGAGGGAGGAUCUGACCCGCUCUGUGGAGGAGCUGCUGUCCCAGAGGAAGAGGGCGGAGCGGCUGGAGCUGAGCAUCGGCAGCCUGGGCCAGGAAAACCAGAGGUUACAGCAGAGCCUGGAGAACAGUUCCACUAAGAUCCAGGGGCUGGUGAAGGAGCUGAGGCAGGCGGAGACUGAGACCGGGGUUCUGAGACGGGAGCUGGAAGAGGUGCGCCUGGCGGGGAAAUGCCUGGAGGUGGUGGAGAAGGAGAAGAGGGGGCUGGAACAGGAGCUGGGCCAGUCAGAGAAGGAGAGGAAGCAGCUGGAGAAGGAGGCGCAACGUUUAUGGCAGCAGCUGGAAGUGAAGGAAGAGGUGCUGGAGGAGAGUGCUCUAAAGCUGGCCUCAUUAGAGAAGGAGGGCAUCACUAAGGAGAAGGAGCUGGAAAGGUUAAAGGAGGUGGCUGGGAUGGUCAAAGAGCUGGCGAUUCAGAACAAGGAGCUGCAGAAACAGGCCACCAUCGACAAGAGGACCCUGGCCACACUCCGAGAGGACCUGGUGAAUGAGAAGCUGAAGGUGCAGCAGCAGUGGAACGAGUUGGAGAUACUGAGCCACGAGCUGGAGAAGAUUGGCCUCAACAGAGAGAAACUACUGCAGGGGGAGAACAGCUGUGAAGAGAAUAAGUACAAGAUCUUGGAGAGUAAGAUUGAGUCAACGCUGAAGAAGACUCUGGAGAUCCGGGAGGAGAAAAUUCAUGGUCUGGAGUCUCGACUGGAGGAGUCUAGUAGUCUUAAUCAGCAGCUGCGCACUGAACUCAGCACCUUGAAGAAGACUCUGGAGGCUCUGAGACAGAGGCAGGAGGAGGAGACCCACUCACACAGCUCCACACUACAGGCUGCAGUUCAGGGUCAGGUCCAGGGCCACAGCCAGGGUCAGGAGAAGUGGGAGACAGUGACGAGAGAGGCCACCGCAGAGCUCCUCAAAUUCAAGGAUCGCCUCAUCGACAUAGAGAAGAACAAAGCAACCUUGCAGACAGAGAAGCACCUACUGAAAGAUCAGCUGAGACAGCUAGACAACCAGAACAGCCAGCUGAAUGCCCAGAAUGUGGCCCUACAAGGGCAGGCUGUAGCACUGCAGCAGCACAACACCUUCCUGCACAAACAGACAGCCAAACUACAGGUGGAGAACUCCACCCUCAACUGCCAGAGUGCAUCUCUCAUGGCCCAGAAUGCCGUACUGCAGGGCCAGGUGGGGGCUCUGGAGAGCGAGUCGGAGGCGUGGCAGCGGCAGCGGGAGGAAGCGUGGGUGGGUAGGGAGGGCGUGCUGCAGGACCACGAGCGCUUGCUGAGCGUUCACGAGAGACAGGCGGCGGAGUACGAGCAGCUCAUCACCCAACACGCCGCCCUGAAGGGCAACCAGAGAGCUCUGGAGAAGGAGCACCGUGCACUGGAGAACAAGUACAUAGUGCUGCUGAAGCAGAAAGAUGCCAUGGAGGCAGUGGAGUCCACCCUUCAGAAGGAGAGGGAGAGUGUAAGAGAGGAGAUCCACAAAAAUGCGCUGAUUCUGGGGGAGAACCAGAGUCUGAGGGGGGAGUUGGACCGGUUGACCCAGACUCACUCCCAACUGUGUGCGGAGUAUGACGGGCUGCAGGUGCAGACCAAGGAGUUGAAGACCCGACUGAACAGAGCUCAGCUGGAGUUGAACCGCUGGCAAGCCAGAUACAACUCGAUGAAGGAGCAGCACCAAGGCCUGGACAUCUCCAUGACCAAGCUGGACAACCACUGUGAGCUGCUGACCCGUCUGAAGGGGAACCUGGAGGAGGAGAACCACCACCUACUGAGUCAGAUCCAGAUGUUGAGCCAACAGAACCAGACCCUGCUGGAGAGAACCAUGGAGAGCAAGGAGCUCUACCACGAAGAGCAGAAACAGUACAUUGACAAGUUGAACUCGCUCCGGAGGCAGAAGGAGAAACUGGAGGAGAAGAUCAUGGAUCAGUACAAGUUUUAUGAUCCAUCUCCUAAAAAGAGGAACCAUUGGGCCGGGGCCAAGGCUCUGGCCAAACUCAUCAAGCCCAAGAACAGACAGGACAGCUCCAGGGAGAGGGUGCGGAGCGCCCCUGACAUUCCCCUGCCCGAACCUCCCACCUUGGACUUCCCUGACAUCCCCACCCCCACGCCUCCCCUUCCACUGCCCCCGCCAGUCCUGCCUCAGCCUGGACUCUGUAUGGAACCACUCUCUGGAGGAGAACCACCUUGGACAGGGACACUUCCCUGCCCUCACCCCCACCCCCACAUACUCCAGCAGAGUACCCCCAUUCCUUGCCCCAGCCCUGCCAGCAGUACCCCCUGUCACUGCAGCCAAGCGGUUUGGCUUUCUGAGGACAAGGAGCCAGGAGAAGCACUAAACGACAGUGGAGUGUCCAGAGGCAGGGAGCUGUUCCGUGCUUCAGGGGGCAGCAGAGAGGGUGUGAAUGGCACUGAGGAGCUGUACGCCAGACGGAGAGGUGUGGAGCUAGUGGGGGCUGCUGCUCACUCCAUCCCCGCCAACCACACCUCCACCUCAGGCCUGACACCCAGCUCCAGGCCUGGACGCAGGCCCAAAGGUUUCAUCUAUGAGGACGACUCUCGGGUUCACUCCCCUGAUGCUCAUCUUGUCCAUGGAAACGCAGGUUAUCGACCAGGCUCUGCUGAGCUCAGUCGCAACACCUCCAGCAGCAACUCCCCUGUCAACUGUAAAGAUUCCCUGGAGCACCUGCAGGACCGUUCUGCCAGUCUGUCCAGUGAUGACGUAGUGGGCCUUAGUCACGACGUGUCCCACUCCCUGACCCUCCCCUGGAGCGCCAUUGUCACUUACGACGCACACGCCCACACCCCGGUCCAGAGGAGUGCACCCCGGCCUGGCAGCCAUCGGACCUCCUCCCCUGGCAGCGAGAUGGUCACCUUGGAAGAGUUCCUGGAAGAGAGCAUCACCCUGUCACCACCCACUGUGCUGUCAGGCAGUCGGGAAGAUCUGGUGGCGGACUACUUCAACCCAUUAGAACAGAGAGAGAGAUCCACCCUUUGUCGGCCUUCUCCUCUGAGAGAUGGAGCCAAGACCCCCACCAGCUAUGUUACACCCACUGUGAAGAGAGACACAGACCUCCACCGGGCUGGUGAGGGGCCAGGCAGGACCUCCAAACCAGGCCAGUGUGUCAAGCCCAGUGUCCUGCUACAAGAGGGAUCCACCUCCAUGCCCCAGUCCCACUCACAGACCCUACCCAACCGGACCAGCAACGGGCUAGGGACAGGGGGGCGGCCUUUACCCCUGGGACCCUUUGCAACCUAUGGAGGAGGUCUGGGCAGCAGCAGUUUGUCUCGAACCUUCAGCCUGGCCUCCGCUGACCUGCUGCGCUCCAAUGGUCCAGGUAGGUCAGACAUGGAGGCAGGAGGCUCGCCCAGCCGAGGUGGUGGGGAUGGGGUGGUCAGGAGGCCUGGGGCUGGAGCCACGGCCAGGGAGCGCCCCCAGUCUGCCAGGUUAGCAGGACCCUUGGACAUCGACCCCCGCAGACUGUCUCUGGCUCCACCCAAAGAGGAACCUCUUAACCUGGCCCCUCCCCAGCACCACUCAUCCUCCCUGUCCCUGCAGCCCAAGUGCUACGGAGGGAGAACAACACCAGGCUCCACCCCCAGGAACAACAGCCCCAGCUCCGGACUGCAGCCACAAGGACAGCCCACCCGCCAGCAGAACCACUGUGGGGAGGUUGCCAUGUUGAGGGCAGCGCCGGCUCUGAGGCUGGAGGAGCCACAGGAGGGGGAUGCGAGGCUCCAGGCUGACUGCCCGCUGCUGAAGAAAACAGAGGUGGGGGGAGGAGGAGGGGGGCUGAGCUGCAGCACAGAGGAGCACCCCAGGAGCAACUCCGCCUCCCCAGACCCCAACAACGACCCUCAGACUGUAUGGUAUGAGUACGGCUGUGUCUAGGAGCCGUUAUUGUAGUGGCAGGCCUCAGUACUGUACACAAACUUUUCUUCCUGCUAAACCACAGGAUGCCUGGUCUGGCACCGCUAGGCUGGUCUUCACUGUACUGGACCACGUCCUUUCUGUUUCUGACCAUUUGAAACUUCCUAGCUGCUUUUAACGCUUCAUGAAGGAAAUUAUACCCCAAAGAGACCACCACACCACAGGGCGCUGUACCCAGCUGGCAACAUAUGGUUGAUUUGAUUUGCAUGACCAACACGUGGGCGUGGUACUUGGGACCGCCAGUGCCGCAGUUACAUUAACAUGUACAGGAAUGCUUUGAGGAAGGCAAAAGCACUAGAGAGAAAAAACAAAGAAAAAUACAUUCGUUGCUAUUGGACAACACUGGUUGCUCUAUGUGCACUGUAUGCACAGCACAGUGGGUCUGGCCCUGUCCAAUGAGUUCUAUUCUGAAUCUGAAAAACUAACAUUUUGGGGAAGGAAAGAAAGACCACUCCCAGAGUAAUUGCAUGGUAAGGUCUGUCCUCCAUCUUUAGGAGCUUGAGGACAGAUUGUUUAUCUCAACACAGCCUCAGUGACACAUUACUGGAAAUGGGUCAGCUCCCACUUUGAACAUGCUGUUUUCUGUUGCGUAUGUGGGUGACCCAAACUAUGGGCUUUUGCAUAUAUCUCAUCUCAAAAUGAAACUGGCUUGUGGGGAGCAUGUAAUUCAUCCCAUAUCUGUUUUUGUGUACGCGAGGCAGGACGAAACAGGCAGAUAUACCAUAGAGGGAGGGAACACCAGACUGACCAACUCAUGAAGAGAGACAAAGCAGGGCUUUUUGUAGCAAGAGGGGACCAUUUCUGGAGGAAAGGAUUGAGUGAGUUUAAGAUGAAGAAAGACAGAGAUUUGGAGAUGAUUGACAUAAUGGUGAUGAUGGACAGAGAGAAAUUAAGAAAGAUGAAUGAGAGUUUCAGAGACAUUGGUCAGGUUGAAGAAUUAAAAAAUGAUAUGUAAAAUGUUCUCCAUGACUAACCACCAUUAAUGCCCCAGAAAACUGAUCCCUAUACAAUAGAUGUGAUGUGCAGAAAAUACAUCUUAUUUUCCAAAUACAAUCCAAAGAUUGACAAGACAAGGAUGAAUAUGUAGAUGUGUCUGAAGACGGGAUACAUUUUUAUUACAGAAAGCUAAUCGAUGACAUUAAGACAAGAGGCUAUUAAAGGCGUCUUUUUAGUUUUUAAUUAUUGAUAGUGUUGGAAUUAUUACGUUUUGUAUAUAUAUUUUUACACCGCUACCCAGCUCUAAAAUGUCAGUAAGACUCAAUGUAUUUAUUAUGUUCCUCUCAAAUGACAAAACUAUGUCUGCGUGUUUGUGUUUUUAUCUUCUCACCUAAAUGAGUUUGUUGUGAAGUUGAGUGUGUGGUUCACUAAGGGUGGUGUCAUUUUGAAUUGUGCACAACCUCUCAUUCUCUUAAUGUAUUGAUGAGUUUUCUGUAUUAGUAAAAAGCCAGUGGAUAAAAAUCUCAUUAGACUCCUCUAUUAGGUAGACGACUAGUCCGUCUAUUAGACAUGUAUUAUAGUACAGUUGAAAUCAGAAGUGUCCAUACACUUAGGUUGGAGUCAUUAAAACUCAUUUUUCAACCACUCCACAAAUUUCUUGCUAACAAACUAUAGUUUUGGCAAGUCGGUUAGGACAUCUAAUUUGUGCAUAACACAAGCAAUUUUCCAACAAUUGUUUACAGACAGAUUAUUUAAUUUAUAAUUCACUGUAUCACAAUUCCAGUGGGACAGAGGUUUUUGAGUCAAUUGGAGGUAGGCCUUGAAAUACAUCCACAUCUUAAAACUCAGUGCCUCUUUACUUGACAUCAUGGAAAAAUCUAAAGAAAUCAGCCAAGACCUCAGAGAGAGAAAAAUUGUAGACCUCCACAAGUCUGGUUCAUCCUUGGGAGCAAUUUACAAAUGCCUGAAGGUACCACGUUCAUCUGUGCAAACAAUAGUACGCAAGUAUAAACACCAUGGGACCACGCAGCCGUCAUACCGCUCAGGAAGGAGACAUGUUCGGUCUUCUAGAGAUGAACGUACUUUGGUGCGAAAAGUGCAACUCGAUCCCAGAACAACAGCAAAGGACCAUGUGAAGAUGCUGGAGGAAACGGGUACAAAAGUAUCUAUAUCCACAGUAAAAUGAGUCCUAUAUAGACAUAACCUGAAAGGUGGCUUAGCAAGGAAGAAGCCACUGCUCACUACGGGUUACAACUGCACAUGCGGACAAAGAUUGUACUUUUUGGAGAAAUGUCCUCUGGUCUGAUGAAACACAAAUAGAACUGUUUGGCCGUAAUGACCAUCGUUAUGUUUGGAGGAAAAAGGGGGAGGCUUGCAAGCCGAAGAACACCAUCCCAGCCGUGAAGCACUGGGGUGGCAGCAUCAUGAUGUGGGGGUGCUUUGCUGCAGGAGGGACUGGUGCACUUCACAAAGUAGAUGGCAUCAUGAGAUGGGGAAAUUAUGUGGAUAUAUUGAAGCAACAUCUCAAGACAUCAGUCAGGAAGUUAAAGCUUGGUCGCAAAUGGGUCUUCUAAAUGGACAAUGACCCCAAGCAUACUUCCAAAGUUGUGGGAAAAUGGCUUAAGGACAACAAAGUCAAGGAAUUGAUGUGGCCAUCACAAAGCCUUGACCACAAUCCCAUAGAAAAUGCGUGGGCAAAAUAGAAAAGGCGUGUGCGAGCAAGGAGACAUACAAACAUGACUCAGUUACACCAGCUCUGUCAGGAGGAAUGGGCCACGAUUCACCCAACUUAUUGUGGGAAGCUUGUGGAAGGCUACCCAAAAUGUUUGACCCAAAACAAUUUAAAGGCAAUGCUACCAAAUGCUAAUUGAGUGUGUGUAAACUUCUGACCCACUGGGAAUGUGAUGAAAGAAAUAAAGCUGAAAUAAAUCACUAUUAUUAUUCUGAUAUUUGUUAAAUGUGGAAGACACAUUUCGGGUGAAUCCAUUCAGUUGUGGAACUGACUAGGUAUCCUCCUUUCUUGCCUCUCUUUUCUAUGCACAAUACGUGUUCCAUCACCAUGUGUUUUGUCCGACUGGUACGUUGGUUCUGUGUAUACUGUACAGUAGGUUAGAGAUUGGAGUUUGAUAAUCGUGACCAAACACUACUAAAAAAUGACUAGUUAUGACAGACCUACAAAACGUGCAAAGAUACUGAAAUUUAAAUAUUGCAGAUGUUUGUGAUUUUUUUUCAUAGGUUAAUGAAGAUGCAUAGACCUUUUUUUGUCCAAAAACAAUUGAAACCUUUUUCAAUAAAGUUUUGUAAAAUGUA
Messenger RNA from Oncorhynchus keta (chum salmon), 9890 nucleotides. RefSeq names its product protein Daple-like. The record is from RefSeq and is a predicted model, not a curated record. Gene Ontology annotation, molecular function: dynein light intermediate chain binding; microtubule binding. The transcript has 33 exons. Gene Ontology annotation, biological process: cytoskeleton-dependent intracellular transport; cytoplasmic microtubule organization. NCBI's taxonomy places the organism in Eukaryota, Metazoa, Chordata, Actinopteri, Salmoniformes, Salmonidae. Bases 456 to 6605 code for a protein of 2049 amino acids. Gene Ontology annotation, cellular component: centrosome; cytoplasm.